This is a messenger RNA of Solea senegalensis (Senegalese sole), 4062 nucleotides long. RefSeq names its product cholinergic receptor, nicotinic, beta 2 (gene chrnb2). Gene Ontology annotation, molecular function: transmembrane signaling receptor activity; acetylcholine-gated monoatomic cation-selective channel activity. The record is from RefSeq and is a predicted model, not a curated record. Gene Ontology annotation, biological process: monoatomic ion transmembrane transport; regulation of membrane potential; chemical synaptic transmission. The coding region runs from base 80 to 1738 and encodes 552 amino acids. NCBI's taxonomy places the organism in Eukaryota, Metazoa, Chordata, Actinopteri, Pleuronectiformes, Soleidae. The transcript has 6 exons. Gene Ontology annotation, cellular component: postsynaptic membrane; neuron projection; synapse.
UAACGCUGCGGGAGUGUUUGGAGUGGCCUCUCCAUCCCGGCGAACACCUUUCGGGUUCGGAGCGCGCUCGGACGCACUGAUGAUGGUGGUGAUGAUGAUGAUGAUGAUGUGCGGCUGGUCCUGUCCACCGUUGCCGCUGCUGCUGCUGGCUCUGCUCGCCAAUGCGGGAGGUGGCCUCGGGGCAGACACUGAGGAGCGACUGGUGGAGCAUCUCCUAAACCCCGCCCACUACAACAAACUGAUCCGUCCUGCGACGAAUUCCUCCGAGUUGGUGACUGUGCAGCUGAUGGUGUCGCUGGCCCAACUCAUCAGUGUGCACGAAAGAGAGCAGGUGAUGACCACUAAUGUCUGGCUGACACAGGAGUGGCAGGACUAUCGUCUGACUUGGGUGCCCGAGGAGUUUGAUGGGAUGUUGAAGGUCAGGCUGCCCUCAAAACACAUCUGGCUGCCUGACGUUGUACUUUACAACAAUGCCGAUGGGGUGUAUGAGGUGUCGUUCUACUCUAACGCGGUGGUCUCCUACGAUGGCAGCAUCUUCUGGUUGCCCCCAGCGAUCUAUAAGUCGGCGUGUAAGAUCGAGGUCAAGCACUUCCCCUUUGACCAGCAGAACUGCACACUGCGCUUCCGCUCCUGGACCUACGAUCGCACCGAGAUCGAUCUGGUGCUGCGGGCCGAUGUGGCCAGCAUGGACGACUUCACGCCCAGCGGCGAGUGGGACAUCAUCGCCCUGCCGGGCAGACGGAACGAGAACCCGGCCGACCCCACCUACGUGGACAUAACGUAUGACUUCAUCAUCCGCAGGAAGCCUCUUUUUUACACCAUCAACCUCAUCAUCCCGUGUGUGCUCAUCACCUCGCUGGCCAUCCUGGUCUUUUACUUGCCCUCAGACUGUGGAGAGAAGAUGACGCUUUGCAUCUCAGUGCUGCUGGCGCUCACUGUGUUCCUGCUGCUCAUCUCCAAGAUUGUGCCACCCACUUCACUGGAUGUCCCUCUGGUAGGGAAAUACCUGAUGUUCACUAUGGUCCUGGUCACCUUCUCCAUCGUCACCAGUGUGUGCGUGCUCAACGUGCACCACCGCUCGCCCACCACACACACCAUGCCCCCUUGGGUUAAACUGGUGUUCCUCAACAAGCUUCCUGCCCUGCUCUUUAUGCGCCAACCAAGGAACAGCUGCGAGCGCCAGCGGCUGCGCCAAAGAAGGAGGGCCCAGGAGCAAAAAGAGGGCGGGCGUAGUGGAGAAGCAGGUGCCUUGAUGGUGGGUCUUGGUCUGGGUAGCGGGAACGGUGGGGCAACCUCCACAGGGGUUUUUGGUAAAGAGGACAAUGAGCCUUGUACCUGCUACGUGAACCGAGCCUCUGUGAAACAGUUUGGAGGGGAUCUGGGAGGUGCAGGAAGUGGGUCCAUGGAUGGUCUAAAUAGGGUGAAGGAGGGCCGGGAAGGGGGCUCUGGCAACCCGCAAAGGGGGCAGCAAGGUCCUGCUCUGACUCAGGCCCUGCUGGCUCAAGCCUGCCCAGGCUUUGAGGAAGCUGUGGAAGGAGUACGCUUCAUUGCCAACCACAUGAAGAGUGAGGACGAUGACCAAAGUGUGAGCGAGGACUGGAAGUACGUCGCCAUGGUGAUCGACCGCCUCUUCCUGUGGAUCUUUGUAUUUGUGUGCGUGUUCGGCACAUUGGGCAUGUUCCUGCAGCCGCUUUUCCAGAAUUACACAGUCAAGACCAUCACCAGCACGCCGGGCUGACCAUCCCCCACCCCCUCCACCCCAGCCCAGCCAUGACCACGCUGACAGACAGCUCCCCCGACCAAUCAGCACAGCAGAUUAAACAAAGGCUAGAGGCGGGGGAAGGCGGACAGGUCUGUUUGUGUGUCUGUGUGUGUGUGUGUGCGCGCGCGUGUGUGUUUGUGUGUCAACUGAACUUGAACCAGAACUGGAAUCUAACAGCAAUCACUCCCAUUAACCUUUAUAGUAAAAUUUUUGCAACGAACGACAGUUUUUUUCUUGUAUGGAGGAAAAAAGGAGAACACCGUCGUACUCUGACCUGCAACGCUGUGUCCAGAUGUUUGAUGGACUGACCUCUGCUGUCUGGUGGAAGCAUCUCACUGCUCUCCUCUUCAGCCGGUCAGGGAGCUGCGGAGGACAUUGUUGAGCCUUGUGUCAGCCAAUUGACAUUUUCUGCCUGCACCUGACUGAUUUAUUGACAAAUUGUUCAACUAUAUGACAUUACUUAUUCACAAUAUUGAUCCAUGUCAGUGUAGGCUAAUCAGAAAAGGGAAGGAAGUUGUCACGCCAAGGUUCUCAUACAUGCCUUUUAUUUUAUUUUAUUUUAUUUCAGAAAUCCACAAACCGCAUCAGUGAACUGAUUCAGUAUAUUUUAACAUAGCACAGCAGCUUGCCACAGUAAAGAAUAUAAGAGUAUAGACUGUAUUAUUGAAAUAGCUUAACGUGUUCGCUCAAGCACGGGUCUGCUGUUGAUAGAGAGGCUACUGUGUGGUGUAUGAUUGUAUAGAUAUAAGAAUGUGACAUAAACUGUAUUUCGCAGCCUGUGACACACACACACACACACACACACACACCUGCAGAAUAAUAUGUGUACGAGCCACAGAUUGUGGAGGAAAAUACAAAAGAAAGAGCCGGGACACAAUAGUAGAUGCAAGUCAAAGCGAUUCAGUCAUAGAUUAUGCAUGGACCUGUUUUUGUGUUUAGAGAGUUGUGCUCGUCUUGUAGAGAGCAGCAGUAUAACCUGACAGAGUGCACAGCUGCAGGGAGACCAGUAUGUGAUAUGAUAUUCUGUAGGUUGGUCAGUGAAUAGGAUUUCUAGGAAUAUGAACUCUAAGCAGACAGAUGACGGUGUAAGGUAUUAUAUGUGCAAACAUAUUAUUUCACAAAUGCUUAUUUUCUGUCAUUGCUGUGAUAAUCAGAUCAGAGCAAUCUCCUCACUCCUCUCCUCUCCUCACUCCUCUCCUCUCCUCACUCCUCUCCUCACUCCUCUCCUCUCCUCUCUCAUCUCUGCAGUGAUUUUGCUCAUGUAUGUAAUGUUAAGAGCAUAUGUACGUGUGCCCCAUAUCCUAAUCCAUUAUCACAUCUGUCAGAUGUCGUGUUCAGGAGAGCGUGUGUGUGCGUGUGUGUGUGUGUGUGUGUGUGUGUGCGCGCGUGCCUCCCCACACACUUUCUAUUAAUCUCUCAUGUGCUGUCCCCAUUAACUGGUCUUCCACAAACACAUAUCUGACAGUUAGUCCAAUUAGAAUAAUGUUAACCUACAUUCUUACUAAACCACCAAACAUUAAGUCCGUUGUAAUUUUCAUCACGGCUUAUUUGUCUCAGUCCCCACAAUCCUCCUCGUCCUCCUCGUCCUCCUCCUGCUGCAACCAGAUAAACAAACAACAUGCAAAGGCCCAUUUUCACACAUGCAGGGAUGGAUUCCCUUUUUUGUUUCAACAAACACGAAGGACACAGCAACACUGUUGCAAUCAUAUCAGGCAAUAAGUUUCAGAUGCAGAGUCACUGCGGUAAAAGGGCAGUAUGUAUACGUGAGCUUGUAAUCGUACAAAUGUGUGUUGACUGUAUAAUGACACUGCAGCCGGGGAUUAACGGACUGAGAGGAAAAAAAUCUGGAUCAUCACCACACUCCAGAGAGUGAGGAGGAACAAAGCAGAAACACUGGUGUUGUUACUGCAGAGGAAAAGACACCAUCAAUGCUGUCUAAUUCUCAGUUACUGUCACCGGCUGUGAUUUCUUUCGGCCACAUACAUGUGAGCAGCUUGGACUGGGAGCUGUCAACUCUCACUGUCUCUCGUUGGAGGAUGGGAUUUCCUCGGCGGCUCAGCAGCAGUUCUGACACAAAGUGUAAAAAGCCCAUCGGAGACGUGUGAAAACUGUCGACUGCUGUGUGGCGCCGCACGGAAAACUCUGCUGCUCUCUCUCUCUUUGACCCUUUUCCUUUCUUCUCACUUCCUUCCCCGUCAUUACCCUUCCCCAUCUGCCACCUUCUCCUUCCUGACUUAAAAACUCUACUCCCGUGCACAUCUUCAACCCUACGUCCAAUAAAGUUUGUAGGUUCAGAUUCA